Messenger RNA from Scutellospora calospora, 184 nucleotides. The record is from the annotation of a GenBank genome assembly. Lineage: Eukaryota; Fungi; Glomeromycota; Glomeromycetes; Diversisporales; Gigasporaceae.
AUGGAAUUAUAUGAUGAUAUUGAACUCAUUAAUGUCACAAUUAACGAAGCAAUAAAUGAAGAGUCGAACAAGUCACUUUAUGAAGUACUAAUUGAGGAUGACAUAAGUCAGGACCCUAUAUAUGAUACAGAUACAGACUCUUCAUCUGAAGAAUCAGAUAUUUCUUCACUUAAGAUAACCUUAG